UUCUGGUCUGUAGGUUUAUGGUCCUGUUUGCUGCUGCUGAUCGUAAACACCUUCCGUUACGCCUUGACAUGGCGAAACGGUGGGUGUGUCCGGGCGUGUUUGGGGUUUCAUUUCUGGGAACGAGUUAAUCAGUUAUCCUUCGCUCCCUUUGGCUCUUCGGCUAUAAAAGAGGAACCGGGCUCGGACCGUUCACUCCUUUAUCCUCAAACAUCCGUCCAUCUUCAUCUGACUCUUUGACUCAUGGCGGUGACCAACCAGCCGGCUCGAUUCCUGCCGUCUGAGUUCCAGACCGGCGUGUGCGACUGCUGUGAAGACCUCAGCGUCUGCUGCCUCGGCUGCUUCUGCUACAUGUGUCUGGGCUGCACCAUCGCCAGCGACAUGGGCGAGUGCUGCAUGUUUGGUACCGGCUAUCCCAUCCGCAGCGUCUACCGCACCAGAUACAACAUCCAGGGCUCCAUGUUAAAUGACUGCAUGAUGUCGCUGUUCUGCCCCGUCUGCUCCACCUGUCAGCUGAAGAGAGACAUCAACCGCCGGAAGGAGCAGGGCAUCUUUUAGAGAACGAGGGCCGUCCGUCCGUCCAGGCGGCGUUUGGUCUCAAUCAACAUUUACUGCUAAGCCUGAAAUAAUUACAGUGCUUGAAACACCACUGACUGUAUAUGACAACUGGACUGAGUGACUCCACCCCCCUGGUGUUCCAAACAAGAAGUGGCUCCAAGAAACCAAAAUUCCAUAGAUUUCCUCAACUUCCUGUUAUUGCCUCAGUAAAAGUGGGCGGAGCCUGCUGACUGCCACGUCUAAACGUUUGACAGGUUUCAGAUGAUAGGGGUGUGGCCUUCCAACAAGCUCACUCCUGAUUGGUGAGCUUGGUUACCAUGGAAACUCAGACCAAUCACAGCGGUGUCUGUAUUGUGAAAAAAAUUGACUUUUGGUUGGAGCCGAAAGUUAAUGACAUCACACUUGGUCAGUCCAGUUCUCAUUUACUGUCAAUAAUUCUGCACAGAAAGUUUCAUUUCAUUCUAAAAAAAUGACUUGAGAACUGAUUCUAAUGUGACACGACUUCAUGUUCUUUGAGUUUAAAAGUAAAAAUUACUUUUAUUACUUCAGAAUAGUUACUAAACACUUGCACUUGUGAAUAUUGUUUUUUUUGUGUGUUUGAAAUUUAACUGAGUAAAAUCACUUUGAAUGAGAAGCUGAAA
Oryzias melastigma (Indian medaka) is the source of this 1196-nucleotide messenger RNA. RefSeq names its product placenta associated 8, tandem duplicate 2 (gene plac8.2). The record is from RefSeq and is a predicted model, not a curated record. NCBI's taxonomy places the organism in Eukaryota, Metazoa, Chordata, Actinopteri, Beloniformes, Adrianichthyidae. Bases 241 to 555 code for a protein of 104 amino acids. The transcript has 4 exons. Gene Ontology annotation, biological process: positive regulation of transcription by RNA polymerase II.